AUGUCUCUUCGACACCCGAAAAACUCCAUCAAAAUCCUUUCUGCAAACUCGCAUCCAGAUCUUUCCAAUAUGAUAUGCGAAAGAUUGGGACUCCCUCUAAGCAAUGUGAAAGCAUUGGAAUUGGCCAAUAAUGAGGAUGCCAUUUUGGUCGGGGAAUCGCUAAGAGAUGAAGACGUGUAUAUAAUCCAGACCGGAUGCGGUGGUUUUGAAAAACUUAAUGAUUAUGUCAUGGAGCUGUUAUUGAUGAUUCACGCUUGCAGAACAGCAUCCGCUAGAAAGAUUACUGCCGUGAUUCCAAACUUCCCAUACGCUCGGCAGGAUAGAAAGGAUAAGAGCAGAGUUCCUAUCAGUGCCAAAUUGGUGGCCAAUCUUCUCACUACGGCAGGAUGUGAUCACGUGAUAACGUUAGAUUUGCAUGCUUCUCAGAUUCAAGGUUUCUUCAGCAUCCCCGUCGAUAACCUUUAUGCGGAGCCUAAUGUGUUGAAGUAUAUCCAGAGUCAUUUUGAUAAUAAGGAUGAUAUCAUUUUGGUGUCUCCAGAUGUUGGUGGUGCUAAAAGGGUUGCAUCUUUGGCCGAUAAGCUCGAUACUAUGUUUGCCUUGAUUCAUAAAGAGAGAGCCAAGGCCAACGUGGUGAGUAAGAUGGUUCUUGUUGGUGAUGUCACUGACAAAGUUUGCAUUUUGGUCGAUGAUAUGGCUGAUACUUGCGGUACUCUUUGUAAAGCCUCUGAUCUAUUGCUGGAGAAAGGUGCCAAAGAAGUCAUGGCUAUUGUCACACACGGUAUCUUCAGUGGUAAUGCAAUAUGCAAACUCAAUCAGAGUAAUCUAAAGAGGGUUGUGUGUACGAACUCAAUGCCUUUAAACAAUCUUCAAGAACUGUGUCCUAAACUUGAGGUGAUUGAUAUCAGUGGUACCCUGUCUGAAGCUAUUAGAAGAUUACACAACGGUGAGUCUGUCUCUUAUCUGUUCAAUACUGCUGUGUUCUGA
Brettanomyces nanus is the source of this 984-nucleotide messenger RNA. RefSeq names its product ribose phosphate diphosphokinase subunit prs4 (gene PRS4). Bases 1 to 984 code for a protein of 327 amino acids. Gene Ontology annotation, molecular function: magnesium ion binding; ribose phosphate diphosphokinase activity. The transcript has a single exon. NCBI's taxonomy places the organism in Eukaryota, Fungi, Ascomycota, Pichiomycetes, Pichiales, Pichiaceae. Gene Ontology annotation, biological process: purine nucleotide biosynthetic process; ribonucleoside monophosphate biosynthetic process; 5-phosphoribose 1-diphosphate biosynthetic process. Gene Ontology annotation, cellular component: cytoplasm; ribose phosphate diphosphokinase complex. The record is from RefSeq and is a predicted model, not a curated record.